Ixodes scapularis (black-legged tick) is the source of this 435-nucleotide messenger RNA. RefSeq lists its product as uncharacterized. Lineage: Eukaryota; Metazoa; Arthropoda; Arachnida; Ixodida; Ixodidae. The record is from RefSeq and is a predicted model, not a curated record. The transcript is spliced from 3 exons. The coding region runs from base 1 to 435 and encodes 144 amino acids.
AUGAUCGUGAAGGACAUCCUGGAGCUUGUGGAGCACCUGCGCAGCAUUGCGGGCACCAUUCUGGUGUUCAAGGUGCUGCCUAGGUGCUGGGUGGACCGGGAGGCCGAGGGUCGUCGACUCCUGCUGAACCGCCUGCUGGCGAAAAACGUGCGGCGGAUGGCGGACGUUGUCCUUAUCAACCCGGAUCCCUUCUUCCUCAACCGAGAAAAGGCCCCAAGGAGGGAAUACUUCGCGGUGGAUGGCUACCACGUCCAUCGUAUCCUGGGAGUCCGGAAGAUGAGCGAGCUCAUCAAGCUUCAGAUCAAGAGGGCACUCGGAGCACAGUGGGUUUGUUCCAGACGCCGCCUGGAGGUGCCACGAAUCCAUUCGUGCAGCCACUGCAGGGCAAGAGGCCACAAGUUGUGGUCGUGCCUGAAUAUCAUCCACCACCGAUAA